UUUUGCAGCUCACACGGUUUCACGACCCAGAGCAACCCUGCCAAAGAUUUUUCCUCCUCGGUAUCCCUUUCACCAGUUGAAUUUUUGGAAGCAGUGGCUCAUCAAGAAACCGACAGAACGUGGUGGCAAACAGCUCUCCUCCUUGUGCUAGACUUCAAUUAUGGACGACACAGUGUCGCAAAGGUUAGUGUUUCUUGAACUCCCUGGUUCUACGCCACAAAGCAAUUGUGCUGUUGGGAGAUGACCCGACCCCUAAUUCAUAUCACCCCCAAAUAAUUCCCAACAAAGUAGCAACCUCAGUGCCCAAGUAGUUAAUAAGUUAUAAACAAAAUUCACGCCUGCCACCCAUUCUUGGCCAACUCCGCAAUGUCAUCUUGACCUUAAUUUGAAGGACCAUUGUCAUUCUCAUCGACAACCGUUGAUUGGUGGAUUGUCAUUUGUGAAGACUUGGAUUGUGCGAAGAAAGCAGGAUGAAGUGAGAGAGACAGUAAAAGUAUGGACUAGGAGUUGUAGGCGGAAGGCCGGUAGCUUUGCGACAGCGAACAGUAGGAGUUGCUAUAUGGUCACCAGAGUAGCACCAACGUGAGGCAAACGUAUAGCAAACUUGGAUGAGGACUGAGCUAAAUAAAGGAAAAUUAAAUUAAAUAGUCAAACAUCAACCUGUCGUCGUCUCGAUUUUUCAACCAACUCACGUUUUCCCCUUUAUCCCAAAUGCUAAUUGUCAUCAUGCCCCGUUUCAGACUACCUUUCUCCUUUUCCCCGUAGCUCACUCUCUUUCCCUGCAACAACUGCUGCUCGCUUUCUCUCCUCUCGUUCUCUCUUCCGUGAAUCCUUUCCCACUUUCACUCGAUCCUCCACAGCUCAACUGUCACGAAUCAGCAUCAGAGUUCCAUUUAGCCAACCACUUCACUCUAUGCUGAUUCAAAUCUGCCCACCUUUGUCCAACCGGAAUCGGAACAGUGCAAUGGUGAGCGUUUCAAGUGGAGCCACAACCAUCCUCACAUUAUUGGCCUACUUCUUCUGUCUUCCAAAAGGCUCUUUGCAAGGACCCAACGAGAGACGACUACUGCAUCAUUUGCUUGAUAAAUACAAUACGUUGGAACGACCAGUAGCGAACGAGUCGGAUCCACUUCAGCUCAGCUUCGGUUUAACUCUGAUGCAAAUAAUAGAUGUGGACGAGAAGAAUCAACUGCUAAUUACCAUGAUUUGGUUGAAGAUGGAGUGGCUAGAUACGAAUUUAAGCUGGAAUGAAAGUGAAUUUGGAAAUAUAAGCGAUCUUCGCAUCCCACCACAUCGAAUUUGGAAGCCUGAUGUUUUAAUGUACAAUAGUGCUGACGAAGGGUUUGAUGGAACCUAUGCAACAAAUGUAGUUGUAAAAAGUAAUGGAAGCUGCUCCUAUAUCCCUCCAGGAAUUUUUAAGAGCACUUGUAAAAUAGACAUCACUUGGUUCCCGUUCGAUGAACAAAAAUGCGAGAUGAAGUUCGGGAGCUGGACCUACGAUGGAUUUCAGUUGGACUUACAAUUACAAUCAGAAGAUGGAGGAGACAUUAGUAGCUUCAUUAAAAAUGGAGAAUGGGAGCUUAAAGGUGUUCCAGGAAAGAGAACAGCAAACUACUAUGCUUGUUGCCCGGAGCCAUAUGUUGAUAUUACAUUUGUGAUUCACAUACAAAGGCGAACACUAUACUAUUUCUUCAAUUUAAUUGUGCCAUGUGUAUUAAUAGCAUCCAUGGCGGUACUUGGGUUUACACUGCCUCCAGACUCGGGUGAAAAGCUUUCUUUAGGAGUCACCAUUCUCUUAUCUCUGACUGUGUUCCUUAACAUGGUGGCCGAAACGAUGCCUGCUACCAGUGAUGCAGUUCCGUUAUUGGGUACAUACUUCAAUUGUAUCAUGUUCAUGGUUGCAUCCUCGGUAGUCUCGACCAUCUUAAUAUUAAAUUAUCAUCACCGGUCGGCCGAUACACACGAAAUGUCCAAUUGGAUUCGUGUUGUAUUUUUACAAUGGCUGCCCUGGUUUCUGAGGAUGAGUCGACCGGGUGAUAAAAUAACUUUGAAAACGAUGGCUGCAACUGCCAAAAUGCGGGAUCAGAUUAGGGAGCUCGAAAUGAAAGAAAGAUCUUCCAAAAGUUUGUUAGCCAACGUCCUUGAUAUGGACGAUGACUUUAGACCAGCUACUUUACGAACGCCCCAUUCGACACCAGGAUGGCGAAUUGGUGGGUCUCACGAAGACCCAAUUGCAGCCACAGUGAGCCAUCACCCGUGUCUUGGGGCGCAUCGUGAACUUUCGCUCAUACUCAAAGAGCUAAGAUUAAUUACGGACAAGAUCCGGAAAGAUGAUGAAGCCGCGGAAAUAACAAACGAAUGGAAAUUUGCAGCAAUGGUGGUGGAUAGGCUGUGUCUUAUCGUCUUUACGUUGUUCACCAUUACCGCAACGAUAGCGGUUUUAGCUUCAGCUCCACAGCCGUUGCUGUCUUGAGAAAGUAAACAGAUCAACAACAUCCCUACAGAACCAUUUACCUACUUCUACAUGAUCUUCUACAUGCGAUGAUGAAGCUGACGAUGCCGAUGCUUUAAACACAUCACCCCUUUUCCAUGGGCCAACCAACAACACGUCACCACAACCAACAUCUCCCACGACUUGUAAGCAGGUUACGGAUGCUUUAGGCUCAAUCUAUCACACAGUAGAACCACCAUUCAAUGCUAUGAAGCUGGUCAUCGUAAUUACGCGAACAAUAAAUCCAUUUCCAUAACUAUAAAUUUCCAUGUGCGCCAGGAAUUCCUAGAAUUUGCCUACUCUACGAGAAUGAAGACAAGAGAAAGUCUCAUCAUCCCCAUAGAUUUACUUUGUCAAAAAAUCAGCCAGCCAGUCAAACAUAAUGUCUUAAAGAGGAUUCGCAUCAAGUACUUGAAUAGGACUGAUAAAAUUUUGCAGUGAAAGCAAGACAACGUGGGCAAGUGACAAUUUCCGACAACGUCAACCAUUUAGAGGACCCAUCAGCCAUUGCCUACCUAGCGACGUAUAUCUAUAUAAAAAAAACUCUCCGAUGAAUCUGUUUUAUUCUCUAUUGACACACAUUGCCAUGCGAAACCAUGCUCCUCUCCAGACUUGUUCAAGUGGUCGUCGGGCUCAAUUUUCUUAGCGCAGUCAGAACCAACGGAUCCUAAAAAGCAAAUCUAUAUAUAUUUUAAAAAGGAUUUCCCCCUUUUACACACACACACUGGCAAUCGUGGUGGUUGUAGAAGAAGAAGCUGGAUUGCCACUGACUAACUGAUGACCGACCGACCGACGGACGGACGUGCAGAAUAUAUCCAUUCUCCUCCUUUCUACUUUCUCCAGUUAGUAAAAUAAGUUGAAAAAGAAAGAUUAUGGCACAUGUACACGAGCUGCCUGCCGUUCACAGAGUAUCAAGAAAAUCAUCAUUCCGUUUUCAUGUUUAACUUCACGAUCCAAACCCAACGACCAGCAAGCCAAGUUUAUCCUCUGUCUUGAAAAUCCUUCACUUUUAUACUUCUUACUUUAUUUUCUACAACCAUUUCGGAAUAGUAAAAGUCAUGCGUCCCACAUUAUCACCACCACCACCACCACGAGAGCACUGCUACCACUACUUUCCUCCGGGAGACUUGCUCUUUUCUCCCUCCUUUCCACAAAAACCAAAAAGUUGUGAAAAGUAAAUAAGUAUGUAUAUACAAUGCUCGAAUAGAACGAGGUCAACUUGCCGACACUUUCGAGAAGAACAGAUGUGAAUUCAAUAGUUACAUUAUCCACUGGAUGAUAAGCGCAUGGAAAAGAAAAGCCCUGAAAUUUUCUCAACAUUAUUAGCUCAAUUGUUUCCGAGUGGUGGAUAUCUCAGCACCCACGAACACGUCCGUCAUCCUUGAAUGUCUUCAGAGUAUGUCCCAUCCCCGUGUAUGCAUCGCCCCUCGAAUUUCCUCUGCAAUUGAGCCACUCUAGUUUUUCUUUCCACUUAUAGAUUACCCGUCAAUGUAUCAUUCUGAAUUCUUUAUUUAUUCAACCACUUUAGAAUUGUAGCCAAUCAGCAAUUUGCGAAAAAAGUUUAGAUUUUGAAUAUGCGGAACCAGUGCGCAAGAAACUAAAUGACGUGAUCUUUCCAUCCACGUCAAACUACCUCGCCUCCAAGUCCAACAUGAUGCAAACCAAUAAAAUAAUAUAAAAAUGCUCUGCCAUUAGCCCUGUAAAGCAUCGAGUUAUAUUUUUGCAAGAAAGAGGAGAAACUCACCGGAACAGCGACAUCUGUUUGUAUCAUCUGCCCGACUUGAACCCAUCGAUCUUUUCGUGUACAAUCCAUAUCAUCCCAUCCAGUUUACCACCUCAUUAGAACUCAAAGUGUGUCCCGUACUCUGGUGUGUCCUGCCCUUUGAACAGUUUUAUGGCACUUUCACUUAAUGAGAUUCCGCUCCCACUUCGGUUAGGGUCCCUAUGAGAAUGAUAUUCGCACCUAUGCAGCCAUGUACGUCCGUCUGUGAUGAGAAUCAGAGAAAACCAUUCGCAAAGUGUGCACCACUCAACCUCACCUCUUCCACCUUUUUUUACCUCUAAUUCAACCGAAUCUUAUAUUUAUAUAUGAUAAAGUGAAAUUCACAUACGAAUAUUCAUACGAAAAGUGGAAGGAUCAAUGUGGAAUAUGUAGCAACCACACAGCAAAGAUUCAACGUUCAAUAUUUUCCUGACUUCAACUUUCACUCCAACUCACAUCUUCCCUUUCCCUCAACUUUCUUCGUCGCAUCCGAUUUUGCAUACUCUUCUUCCUGUACGUUACAAAAAUACUCCAGAAAGAACGUCUAUGUAUAGAUACGAACAAGAACAUCACCACAGCUUCUCACCUGCACCGCUAUUGUUCAUCAACUCAUCUCCAAGCGACUACAACAAUAAAAACAGUAGUUGAAAUUAUUAAUGUGCAUACACGCAUUCAGAUUUACUAACAGCCAACCAACAUAGUCACCUUUUUAGGGGUUACUCAAUACUACCUAUUAUACAAUAAAUCCCAAUAAAUAUGUACCCAAUAAACCACACGGAAUAUAAAAGACGUUAAGACGGACUCGGAGGGUAAAUUUCAUUUUUGAUACUUUAUGUCUCUAUGCAGUGAGGUGCAGUAAGGUGUCUUGGUGAUAAGCGAUUUUUUCCAAGAGUGCGGACGGAACUCACAACAACUGGAUUUUAUGGAACGACCAAUAUCUUUACUCGUGUGGAUAAUUCCAUUUCCAACCAGUUUGAAAAUUCUUCAAUGUUUCAUUCAAGAUGACGAUGAUCAACACGUUUUCUAAUUUCAAUCAGAUUCAAGACGUCAUUAUUCUGUCAGUUGCAAAAUGAAUGAUUCAGCAAUUAAUUUUUUUUACCUCGUAUCGUGCAUUAGUGAAAGUUGGAAAUAAUUCAAAGAAGUGGAAACGCUCUCACCUCAAGAUACACCUCAGCGUAGAGAUGCAGUCAAUAUUCAGUAUCAUCCACAAGCCACAAUUGACGAUGGUCCAGCAACGUGGUUUCUCAAGUCAACAUUCUUCAAAAAUUUCUUUGCAAUCAUGGAUCACCCACCUCAUGUGUUUGUACAAAGAAAAACGUCGUCGUUGAAUACUUAAUUAACUGUUGACGAUGAUUUUAUAACGAAGCAGCAAAUACGCCAAAAAUAAAUAGUAGUAAUAUACAUAGUAACGGUGAUGACAUGAAAUAAUAAUAAAAAAUAAUACUAAAAUAAUCAUAAAAUAUAACAAAUUACAAGUGACACGAGUAAGACGACUGAAUGUGAUUGCAAGGUUUUUUAAAAAUAAUAUGUGUGCUAAAAUCAUGUUAAACUUUCAAGUCCUAAAUACUACGUCUGUGUACUGUGUCAAGUCAAUUAGUUAAUUUAUACAUAUACAUUUAUAAAACUAAUAGAUUUGUUAGAUUGCAUUUAAUUUAGUUACUGACAUACUGAAGAAGACAGACAGACGUUGCUCAACAAAACGACAGGGACUGUUGGGAUAUAAUCCUCGAGAAAGUACACAAGUUCUCAAGGAAUAAUUGGCCCCAGAGAGGAAACGGGUUUUAAGGUCAUCAGCCAAUAAUGAAGAAGUUUAAAGGUUCCCAUACAAGUUUAUACCAAGUUUACUGCGAUUAAUAAAUGUACAUAUAAUUCAAGCCAGACAUCGUCGACUGAAUAAUUUGAUACGUUUCAUUCUGCCCCUAUGAGUGGUAUAUUGUUAUCGCGUAUGUAUGUAACUACUGCCCUGCUCUGUACCGUUUUAUAACGCAAAUCUGUUACAUACAUACCUGAAUUAUUUUAUAAACGUAAUUAAGUAUCAAGUUAAUAACGACAAUUAGAAUUUACAAAUUCAUAGGAGAACCGAUAAUACAACUUAUUUGUACACUCUUCGUCUCAUCUUGCUCAAUCGUCUGAUUAUAGUUUUUCUUCACCAGCCAACUCCUGCGCGAUGGACUGAACAUUUGUUAUUUAUUGUUACAUAUUUACUUAUCAUCUCAUUAAGACCAACGUUUCCUGGUAAUUUCAUAACCUAACACUUGGAUAAGUAAUUUUUCGCAUGUUCUUCCAGUCACGUAAGGUUAAGGGGAACUAUAGUUGGAGUUCAGUUUUGAUUACUCCGUAAGCCGCAUAUGCAUAUUAUAUACCUGUCUGUAAAUAGUUAGUGUCUGUGUCCAACUUUGCAUUGUCCAACCCCAAACCCUAAAAAGAUUGCAAAUCGUUAUCCAAUUACUGCCACGUCACAGGAACAUGUGUAGAAGGAUUAUUGUAACAAUGGAACUUUACAUCAGUUGUGUUCAUGUGCCAAAAUAUUUUCCAACCAAUUAGUCCAAAGUAGGGUGUCCAAUUAUUGAACAUGAGACAUGCGACAUAUUUACGUACGACAUCCGUACAAUACCUUAAUUUGCACUUUACUUAUGUAUAAUUUUGACCGAUAUGGGCUAUGACUGGCAGAGCGAGGAGGGAGUCACGCUUCAUAUUAACCACCUCAUAUUCGCAUAUCAAAGGAAAAUGGCAAGGCACCAGCAAGUGAGAGAUGGUGGACGAGACAGCUCAGGCAGACACAGUAUCCGAAUCGCAUAAUGCGACCGCAGGAUGUACAACUGGAGGAAAGCAUUAUGGAGAAAGCACCUUAAUUUCUCAAUUACUGUUUGUUUCUCACAUAUAUUGCUCACAUGCUUACGUUGGCUGACACAACUACUGUCACUUUAUAUGAAGUUAGACUGAAGCGCUGUUUGUAAAAUAUGUAGCGACAUGUAAGCCCAUAAUCUGAGACAUAAACAUCUGCUUUCACAGGACAUGACGAUAAAAAGUAGCAUAGAAAACUGUAGAAAUACAGUUACAUAUAUGCAGUCAAUCAUAUUUUAUGUAUGAGUUAUUCAUAUUAGUUUGUCAAGUGUAAGAACAUUUUACCCUCUCCCGUCAAAUUCUUCCAUGUGGCACGCUUCAUCCUUGAGUAUAUGUAGCUCUCUCAAAUUUAUUAUUUUGUUUAGAUAUGAAAAAUUCACCAAUUCAUCAAACGCAUAUUUAUGCUUACGAGGGUUUUUAUUAUAAUUUUUUUAUCGUACCAAAGAAGUCGUCCGCAAGGUUGGCUGGUGAAAGUAAGAUACAUACAACCUACUCCCAUUUAUAUAGUGAUACGGAAUAAGUUAAUAAGUUUAGGGUGCUAUAGUGACCACUUAGUCCUUACUCUCUGAACUCUGUGACGAAUUCAAGAAGAUAUAUAUAUACUAUAUAUUUCUUACAUCUGUGUCAGAAAUUCUGUCGCAUAUAAUUUACUAAAUCUAUGUAUUGUCAGGCGUCAAAAGUGCUUGGCAGAUCUUGGAAACCCAGUUGAAUAUUUUCACCCAAAAGUAUUUAAUAAUGUUUCGAUGGUUCUGUAAUCAAUUAGUGUAGCGUAAACAAAACGAAUAUUCGACAAAAAAAACCUUUGCCUCGAUGUGCUAAACUUUUUACACUAUUUCAAUUGUUGUAUUAUUCCUUUAGUAAGAAACCUUUUAGCUGUUUUCAGCCGGUCUGAAUUCCAGUCUUUUGUAAUGACUAUCUUCUUCCUUAUUCAUCAAUUUAAAUAUUUUAAGUGCGAUGUAAAUUUAUAAAAACUAAUUACUGUAUAGAGCAACCUCACUUUCAGUCAAUAGAAACCAACAUUUAAUGUUCAAAAGUUCUACUUUGAGCUAAUAAUCACGAGACAUUGUGAAGCUUUACGAAUGUAUGUACGACAAGAUCAGCUAAAUAAGAAGUAUGUAUCCAAUAGAUUAAGAUCAGCACGCUGGAGUCAGUCUCAAAGAAUCGACAAAAUUUUUGAUGAGUAUGACGGUGUUUGUACGUACGUAAAUUAGGUUUGUUUGUUGAGUUGACUCACUUUUCCCUUUUCCAUUUCUUGUCCCUUCUUGGUGUGAAAAGUAGCGGCUUCUGCAAUGAAAUGAAAUUUGCAUGAGGCUUGAAUGUGCUUAGCCAGAGUUAGUGAAUGCAACUUAUUGCAAAUAAUAUUAAUAAUAAUAUCAAACUCUACUGUCAAUAAUAGUCAUCUUAGCGGGUAAAUUAUCUAUACUUCUGAAAUUAUUGCACAACUUAAUCGAAAUAAGAAUUUUUUAUUCUAACGUACUCUUAAACUUUAAUUAUUUCAUACCAGUACUGGCGUAGACGAUGAUAACGAAACCUAGAAUUAAUACGCGGAUCAAGUAGAAAAAAAAACUUUGUAUUUCCAAGCAACUAUUGUGUUUUAAUAAUAAUGUAGUUGAGCUCUUUGAGUAUAUGUAAAUACGUAUGUUGUUGUCCUUGUUGUAUAAAAUCAUAAUGAAAUAUAUUGAGCCGCUCACCUUCAUGCACGGUGAUAUAGCGUAAUAAUAACUUUCGUGCAACCAUACAUUAAUUUAUUAUAUUGAAAAUAAUAAUAUUAAAAUAAGAUAAACCUAUAUGAAACCAAUACUUGAUCAAUUUCAAUUUUAAUCCUGUUUAAUAAAUCAAUGACAUUUUAUAUUACCGUU
Folsomia candida is the source of this 8956-nucleotide messenger RNA. Its product is annotated as neuronal acetylcholine receptor subunit alpha-7. Gene Ontology annotation, cellular component: neuron projection; postsynaptic membrane; synapse. Gene Ontology annotation, biological process: chemical synaptic transmission; nervous system process; regulation of membrane potential. Lineage: Eukaryota; Metazoa; Arthropoda; Collembola; Entomobryomorpha; Isotomidae. The transcript is spliced from 25 exons. The record is from RefSeq and is a predicted model, not a curated record. The coding region runs from base 914 to 2473 and encodes 519 amino acids. Gene Ontology annotation, molecular function: transmembrane signaling receptor activity; acetylcholine-gated monoatomic cation-selective channel activity.